Messenger RNA from Saprolegnia parasitica CBS 223.65, 402 nucleotides. RefSeq lists its product as hypothetical. The transcript has a single exon. The record is from RefSeq and is a predicted model, not a curated record. The annotation marks the transcript as partial. NCBI's taxonomy places the organism in Eukaryota, Oomycota, Saprolegniomycetes, Saprolegniales, Saprolegniaceae.
AUGGGCACAACGACCAAGAGCUUCGCCGACGUCGUCCGCGCCAAGAUCUACGUGCUGCUGCUCAUGGCGCUCUCGAUGCUAGCCUCGCUCGUCUGGAGCCGGCGCGGCAGCACGUGCCCGCCGGCGGCGACGACGACGACGUCGACGGACGACGAGAUCGUGGCGCGCAACCAGGCGAACCUCGGCGCCGUGCGCUCGCACCACCGGAUCGCUGCCAUGAUCUUCGCGAGCCCGAGCGUUCGCCGAGCGAUUUUGAGCCGCGUCAUCUUUGUCUUGCAGGACGGUAACACGGGCGAAGCCAUGUUGCUCACGCUGCCGUUCAACCGCAUCCUCCGGCGACGCCUCGAGAUCAUGGCGCGCCGCUGGCUCGACGCGACCGAUGGCACGAUCACACGAUCCGCC